AUUCUUUGUAUCUGUUGUAGUUUCCACGGAAAUAAAUAGGAAGCAUUACUUUUUGAGCAACCUACGUGUAUUCACCAUAAAAUGUCCAUCAUAAAGCACAUUCAGUAUAAGCCUAUGAAGUUUUCUGAAGAUUAAUAGAUUCUCUAUUGGGAAUCUGUCAUAUUGUCUAUCACAAAUGGCCUCUUCCAACAAAGUGUUGAUUCUUUUCCUGACAGUUGAGGUCAGAAGGGAAAUGGUCAACUGUGUCUUUUCCUCUGAUUUUCACAAUGACUGUGUGAGGCAAUUACUCAUAGUAGGAGGUAACUGCAGACUGAAAGCCAUAUGUCAAUCCUGGAAUAGACAAUAUGCAAAGAUGCAAAGUAAUACAGAAAAUCAGUUCAUGUAUUAUUUAAAUUUAGACUUUUUGAGGUUGAAGUUUAUAAUAAUAUCAGUGCUUUGCUAUAAGUCAGUAUUGUUUAAUAAUACUUUAGGGGCAAGCUACCUGCAGUAGGCCCUCUGGCACAGGAUAAUUCUAUGUGGCUCAGGACAUCUGUUGAGGUGGAGUAUUUUGCAAACUGGUUGUCCAUUGCCAUACACUCUGGGUAGCCAUCUGACAAAAACUGUGGUUGCAUGAAGUCAGUGUUCCCUGCCAGGAAUCAGCAAUUUUUCAGUAACUGGCUGUGUGCAUGCUCUUGCUCCAUGCUGAAGUGCAAGAUAGCAUUAUUUCAACAAGAAGCAAGUUACCUUGUGCUGUUGAGAAAUAAGAGCAUGCACAUGGACAGUGACCUUUGCUAAUACUUCCGAAAAUAUCGGCUUAAAAUAAAUCAAGCUUACAAAGUUUGUGUGUGUAGGAAAGAGUAACAUAUGCAUUAUAUUCUAGCUAUUAGCCCAAUAACCAGAAAAAUAUAAAUCUACUUUAGGACACUUACUUACUCUGACUGAAGUUUAGAGCAGCCUAGAAAAUUGAUCAGUGCAGUUAUACAGAUUGACGUAAGACUGAUCACAGAAUUUUUGAAAGCUGCCUAGAAACUGCAAACUGCUUUGUUUUAUGAUGUAACCUGCUCCUUGGCAGCACUUAGAGUCAUAGACACAGGCUUCAUAUGCUGAGAGUCACUGAACAGGACUGUCCCACAGCCUUAAUAUUUCCAUAAACCUGACUACUGCAGAAACGAACUUUUAAAAGAUGGCACUGACUAGGUUCACUCUGAACAGGGUUAUUAACACGGAAAAUACAGGCUGUAUAUUUGCAAACUGUUAUCAAAAAUAGCGUGAACGUUGUUAACUGCAGAGUUAGCAAUCAGUGCAGAAUCCCAAUUUUUUAAUUUACUGUUAGCAAAGGCAAAAGUUCAAGUGCAAUAAUAUUCAACUAUCGGUCAAAAUGUAUGGUCCAGGAGAGACAUGGGGAAUUGUAAAUAUAGCUAUGUACAGUUAAAUUUGCUACUUAGGUAGUACUGAAGCACUAGCUAAGUACAGUAUUUCCAUGUGAUGUUUACCCAUCUCUCAACUGCAUAUUUAGAUUUUACAUUCAGUGUGACUUUUUUGUUUAACCAUGGGAGCUGCCUGCUCGCACUCCCUCACGCUGGAGGAGUACUCUCUAAUAGGCAAAAGUGAUUUGGAAGCCAAGUGUUCAUGAUAUGAUCAAGCUAGCUGACAGAGAAGAAGAACGCUCUUUUGAAUAAUGGAUGAAAACGAAUCCCGCCUGGAUGCUGAAACGCUUGCAAUGCUUCAAAAUAAAGCUAUCUCCAUCACUCUCCCAGUGGUGUAUACAGUGGUGGCUAUUAUCAGUAUCCCUGGCAACUUGUUCUCCCUUUGGGUGCUCUGCUGGCACAUCAAACCCAAAACACCUUCUGUUAUCUUCAUGAUCAACCUGAGCAUCACGGAUCUCAUGCUGGCCUGCUGCUUUCCCUUCCAGAUUUCUUAUCACAUUCAGAGCAAUCACUGGACCUUUGGCAAGAUUCUUUGCAGCCUUGUGACUGUGAUGUUCUACUCCAACAUGUAUUCUUCCAUACUGACUAUGACCUGUAUCAGCGUAGAGAGGUACAUGGGUGUGGUGUAUCCCAUGAAGUUGGUCAAGUGGAGGAGAAAAAGAUACGCCCUGGGUGCCUGCGUGGUAAUGUGGAUUUUCUUGCUACUGGCUUUCUACCCAUUGGAAAGCACAGAUCUGACUUAUGAAGUGAAAGAACUGGGGAUUAUAACCUGUUUCGAUGUCCUCAAAUGGGAAAUGCUGCCCAACUUCGCAGCCUGGGUAGCCUUUCUUCUCACCCUAUUUGUCGUGCUCUUCCUGAUUCCUUUCAUUGUAACAGUUGGAUGCUACAUGGGCACUAUUCGGAAGCUUAUUCAGUCAUCAAGCAGAUAUGGUGACAGGCAGAAGACUAGAUCCAUAUACCUGGCAAUUAUAGUCCUUUUGGUAUUCAUCACUUGCUUCGCCCCCAAUAAUUUUAUCCUACUUGCACAUAUGAUUGUCCGUCUGUUUUACAACAGGAGUUUGUACCCUGCCUACAAGCUCAGCUUAUGCUUAAGUUGCCUCAACAACUGCAUAGAUCCCUUCAUUUAUUAUUUUGCAUCUAAAGAAUUUUACCAGAAAUUCAUGCAAGUGUUUCGCCCUAAGGUACCACUCAGUGACAGCUUGGAAACCAGAAGAGAAAGCUUAUUUUCUGGCAGAACGAUGUCAGUCAGGUCGAUGUCAAGUGGACCUAUGGAUGGGCUAGAGGGAGUGAAGAUCUGUUUGCAAAGGCAAGAAAGUGUGUUCUAGCCUUAGGCAGGGAAGCACCUCUAAGUUCCACAGGCAGAGGCAGAAAGUGUUUCUUUUUGAAUAGCUACUCCCAAAAUAACUUUCUCCAGUGACAGACAUCAAACCGUACUCAUACUGUGCCUGCUACUUUAGUAAACAACUGUUUGCUGAUAAGAACUGGACGCAUAAAAGGAACUGAGUUUAUUCAAAAAAAACACUGAAGAAAACCCAACAAAGUUUUUUAAGGGUUGACCUGGAAUUAGUCCAAAGGAUAACUUUAGAACAAGAAUUACAUUUAAGUUGUAUGAUUUCAAGCAUUACCCAAAGCCUGACGUCCUAGAUGAAUGUGAAAUAUUACUGUAUAUGAGUUAAAGCUUAUGCUGAGGAGGGAUUUGGGGGAGGGGAGUUAUUUUUCUAAGCAAAGUGCUUUGGGUUUUUUUUUUAAUGUAUUGCUUUCUCUCUUGUAUUUUUAUAAAAUAAUGAGUAAAUGUAGCUUGUCGUUUUACCAUUAAUGCUUAAUACAUAGCCACUGUGAAUUCACCACAACACUCACCCAACUGUUUAUCGGAAUCAAACCACACUAACCUUUGAAAAGGUUAGACUGACUCAUAUUAUUUACUUCAAUUUUAUCUAGCAAAAUAUCUCAUGCAAUGAAAGAAAAGCUAAAACUAAGAGUAUUUGAGACCACUGUAACUGCUGCAUGGAUUACAUUUUCAUUGCCUGAAAUUAUUAAUUUCUCAGGAUGGAGAAGGAAGUAAAAGAAGAGAGGAUAACUUAAUGUGUUUAAAGUAAAAACAAAACAAAAAAGAAAAAAGAAAAAACACACCAGAAACACUGUUUACUUACUUGGGACUGUAGUGUCCAAGUCCAGAACAUACAGUGCCAUUUUCUUUGAGCAUUCCCUACACAGUUGCCUGCUCCACCCCUCUACCAAAAGAAACAAUAAAUAUAAAAAAAAAG
Molecule: messenger RNA, 3670 nt
Organism: Numida meleagris (helmeted guineafowl)
Lineage: Eukaryota; Metazoa; Chordata; Aves; Galliformes; Numididae
Gene: P2RY8
Product: purinergic receptor P2Y8
Exons: 2
Coding region: 1658-2731 (357 amino acids)
Biological process (GO): phospholipase C-activating G protein-coupled receptor signaling pathway; positive regulation of Rho protein signal transduction; thrombin-activated receptor signaling pathway
Cellular component (GO): membrane
Molecular function (GO): G protein-coupled purinergic nucleotide receptor activity; thrombin-activated receptor activity
Source: RefSeq, a predicted model, not a curated record